Molecule: messenger RNA, 920 nt
Organism: Monodelphis domestica (gray short-tailed opossum)
Lineage: Eukaryota; Metazoa; Chordata; Mammalia; Didelphimorphia; Didelphidae
Biological process (GO): epidermis development
Source: RefSeq, a predicted model, not a curated record
AGGACAUCUCAGUUCACUUGCCUUCUGUGGUCACAGACUGAGACCUACUUCGAUAGUGGAUCAGGUUUACUGAACUUCCACAAAGAUGUCCUGUCAGCAAAGCCAGCAGCAAUGCCAGCCCCCUCCCAAAUGCUCGACCCCCAAGUGCCCACCAAAAUGCCCUCCCCCUGUCUCUUCCUGCUGCGGUUCCAGCUCUGGAGGAUGCUGUGGUUCUAGUUGUGGGGGCGGAGGCGGUGGAUGCUGCCUAGGUUCCCACAGGAGAUCCCGCAGACGCCAGCGCCAGAGCUCUGGAUGCUGUGGCAGUAGCGGAGGCCACAGCAGCGGUGGUGGAGGCUGCUGCGGCAGCGGCCACAGCAGUGGCGGUAGUGGCUGUUGUAGCAGUGGCCACAGCAGUGGCGGUAGUGGCUGUUGUAGCAGCGGCCACAGCAGUGGCGGUAGUGGCUGUUGUAGCAGCGGCCACAGCAGCGGCGGGGGCUGCUGCAGUAGCGGCCAUGGCAGUAGUGGCAGCGGAGGAGGCUGCUGUAGCAGUGGCGGUGGGAGCAGUCAGCAAUCUGGGGGCUGUGGCGGAUGUUGUUGAACCGGUCUUCCCCAGUCUACAUCAACUGUAUUAGAAGAAUCAACAAACCAGCGACCCUGCCCCAUUCUGCACCUUUUCCUUCUCUCUUGCUCUCCUGUCUCCUCUCUUCCUUCUUCUGGCCUGAACGCCUAAGAUUUUAGAAGUAUCUAUCAAAAGUUUUCUGGGGGAUUCAUUCUGCUUGAAACCUUGAAUGGCUUCGUCUCAUCCCAGUUCUACUUCCUGUCUUCUAAUCUAGAAAGCACAGAGAGCAGGAGAGGAGACCCCAAAACAAAAUUUAAUGCUCUAUUUUCUGAUCUACAGGGUUCCUUGAUUAAGAUGGAAAAAUAAAAUAAGUUUACUCUGA